AUGUGGGAGGAUUUCGCUCAGGACAGAACACAGUGGCGUAAUCACCUUUCCUGGUGGAUCCAGCAUUGGGUUCAGGAAGAUGCAGUGCCAAGCUUUGAGUAUCUACAGGAAAGGCAACCUGUGGUAGUCAGAACAAAGAAGAAGAUCCUUGAUUGCUUUCUUAGGCCUUCCAAAGACUUCACCGAGGUGCCCUACACUACCCCGUUCCAUGUCAUUACCCCAGGGAAGAUCAGUGGAGCUUUCAUCUGGACAAAGUCGUGCGACGGACGCUGUGCAGUUGCGGUUGCAAAUGGCAGAAGUGUGUCCAAAACCGUAGUGGUGCAUGUUCAUGCGGGUAACACGUGUCUAGACAUUGGAGCUUCUCUUUUACGCCUAUCCUUUAAAAUCAAGGCAAUCUUGGCGCUGAGAGGCAUUGAAGUCACGGUUUUCUGUGAAUUGGCACACCUGCAGAGAGCGGUUUUCCAUCGUCACGUCCCGUUGACGCUUCUCCCGGAAGCGACUGAGGCGCUCAAUCUCCUUGAUGGCCAGGGUAUUGCAUCCCUGAAACUGCCACCCAAGCCGAAAUCCGGGUCGGUGUGGCAAAGAAUGAUUAAUGAGGCCAUGGCCCUGGAAGACAUGUCAUUUGAUGUGGCAGAGUGUGGGAUCAUGGAACGUCAGCAGAUAUUUGAGGUGUGUAGGCGUCUGCUGCAAGAAUGUGAAGGCUCCUUCACUUGUGGCGCUUUCGUUCGUUACAAGACUGGCAUCCGCACACAGACGAAGGGCUUUCCGGAGACGGUUAGGUUGCUAGCUGCCUUCAUGCGUCGAGAAUUCCCUGGCAGUAAUUUCAUGGCUAUGCAGGUUCAACUUAAUCAGGAGCUGCAGCCGCAUAAAGACGUCAAGAACACGGCUCUUCCGACUUUGAUAUGUAACCUGUCGCCUGGUGCACCAGGGGGCACGUGGGUUGAGCACCCGGAAGGGACUAUUAGGAUGCUGUGUGCAGAUGGACUAGAGAGAAGAGGCCACAUCCUGUCGGGCACUGCGUACAAGCUCAGUGCCAGACAACUCUGGCAUGCGUCAGUCCCAGCAGGCUGUGAUCGAAUGCUGCUCAUCGGCUGGGUCCCUGCAGGAGGAGGGCAAGUGCAACUGCCUCUUGAGGACUUCGGCAUCUGCCGCAAGGUGCCAGGACUGAAGUGGGCACAAGGUGCUCUCAAGUACACCGAGGGAUUCGAGUCCUUUGUGUCCUGGGCGCGGGAUCUGGACGUGCCGACUCUGUCCGAUGUGUCAGAGUCUCUGGGUGGAUGGCGAGUCAUCUUUUGGGCCACUUUGAUGGCUGUUGUGUGGGUGAAUAUGGCGCGGCAGGUGUAUAAAGCACGCCUGCUGAUGGCCAGACUGCUGCACACGUGUGAGAUGCUUGACAAUCGCCUCACAAACCUGGAGACGAGUGGCCUGUCGAUGACACAAGAGGGGACUGGUGUGGCAGUCCCCCGAGAGAUACAACAAAUCCUGCGCGAAGUUUCAGGACAACACAAUGCCUUUCUGUUGGCAUGUGAAGAUGUGAGAAGCGUGCUUCUUACUGCCCAACAUGCCUGCGACAUGAUUGGUUCUCAGGACAAGACAGUUGACAUGCUGAGGUGUGAGCACGUCGCUUUGGUCCAAAGUCACGAAGCCAUGACCCAAGCGGUCAACCACCUCCUGGAUGCAACACAUGAUGGCCCGGCGCCCUCUGGCUCCCGAGGAGGUGACAAGGAAAUGAUGACGCUGCUAACUUCGUUGGUGUCUGGCAUGGAUGGCCUCAACAAACAACUGGCGGACAAACCCAAUGGAGUUACGGUGGCAGAGAUGAAGCCAGUCUGGCAGGCCAUCAAGGAUUUCGGGAACCAGCUGGAAGGGCUCCUCAAGCCUUUGCGGGAUGUCCUGAAGGACAUCAGCUCCAAGCAGGAGAAAACAGCGACGGCAGCCGAGUCCACGCUGACGGAGCUUAAACAAAGUUUCGGGUCCAAGGACCUCCAGCACGUUCUGGAUGCCACUAAGGGGGCACUGGAGAAGCUACGUGGGGACUUUGACAGGCUGGAGCAGCUCACGCGUGCAAAGAGCACGUCUAUCUUUGAGGAAGUGGGCAUGGUCAAAGGCCAAGCGAACAGCCUCCACACGACGUCGCAUGGACUGCUCAGGAAGCUGGAUAAAGUGUGUGAAGGCCAGGACACCAGGCUCGAAGGCAUUGCGGGGGGCAUUUCGCAAUUGGGCAGUGCCUUUGCUCGGCUCCCAGCAGCAGAUGCGGGGGUCUUCCAGAGGAUGUUGGAUCAGCUGAUGGCGCAGGCGGAGAUGAUCAAGGAGCAAGAGCAAUCUCUGGCCAGCACUAAAGACCUUGGGGAAGUCAGUGAGAAGAUUCAAGAGCUCAGGGAUAAGUACCAUGAGCGGCUGCCCUACCGCCAUCCCCCCCCGGAUGACAACAGGCCCCAGCCACGAGUGAUCGAUUUGCAGAGCCGCGUCCCAAUGAACAGGGGGCCGGUUCUGUCGGCACCGACGGUCACGAUGGGACCGGGUCUCGCCACUGUCACCUUCAGUGAUGGUAGCCGAACAGCAGUUCGCGAUGAGGAGCUUAGACCCUUCUUCGGCUGA
Messenger RNA from Symbiodinium sp. CCMP2456, 2598 nucleotides. NCBI's taxonomy places the organism in Eukaryota, Dinophyceae, Suessiales, Symbiodiniaceae. The record is from the annotation of a GenBank genome assembly.